This is a messenger RNA of Cygnus olor (mute swan), 8299 nucleotides long. RefSeq names its product ADAMTS like 1 (gene ADAMTSL1). NCBI's taxonomy places the organism in Eukaryota, Metazoa, Chordata, Aves, Anseriformes, Anatidae. Gene Ontology annotation, cellular component: extracellular matrix. Gene Ontology annotation, molecular function: metalloendopeptidase activity. Gene Ontology annotation, biological process: extracellular matrix organization. The transcript has 30 exons. Bases 353 to 5713 code for a protein of 1786 amino acids. The record is from RefSeq and is a predicted model, not a curated record.
AAGAGGAGCACAGUUGGCAUCUCUUUCUCCUAGGAGACCCAGCGUUUGAGAUCCCCAUGGCAGAAAUUCAAGGAAAAGAGGAUGGAUUAUUACAAGUAUCUCCUUGUUGUUUUGGAAUUGUGUUGUCCUUUUGGCAACAGUGCUUUUUUGUUUUGCAUUUUUUCCUUCUGUGCUACUAGGUUAGCAUAUUACCUAAAAUGAUAACCCUCUUCAUGCUGAAUGCUUGAGGGAAAGUGCUGAAGACAAAUUCCCAUUCUUCUUGCAUGACAUCCUUUUGGUUCUUAUUAAAAGAUGACUGCAUGCCUCUGUUUCUUAUCAUCAUCGUUUUAUACUUCAGCUUUCAAAUGGAGUGAUGUGCACUAUGGUUUGUGGAGACCAAAACCAAGGAGCAGUUUUCCUACGUGAAUUUACAUUGAUUCGGAGAGAAAGCCUUCAUGAUGACUUCCUGUCUGAUUUGCUGAAUAACCACAAAACAGAAGAUCCGAGCUCCAGAACAGCUCGCUCAGAGGAAGACCGAGACUCACUGUGGGAUGCCUGGGGUUCAUGGAGUGAAUGUUCACGUACUUGUGGAGGAGGGGCUUCAUAUUCACUGAGACGCUGCCUGAGCAGCAAGACCUGUGAAGGGCGAAACAUCCGAUACAGGACAUGCAGCAAUGUGGACUGUCCUCCAGAAGCAGGUGAUUUUCGUGCUCAGCAGUGCUCGGCUCACAAUGAUGUCAAGUACCAGGGGCAGUUUUACGAGUGGCUUCCUGUCUCUAAUGAUCCCGACAACCCAUGCUCGCUGAAGUGCCAAGCCAGAGGGGCAGCUUUGGUUGUAGAGCUGGCACCAAAGGUUCUGGAUGGGACCCGGUGCUACACUGAAUCCUUGGACAUGUGCAUCAGCGGUUUGUGCCAAAUUGUUGGCUGUGACCGCCAGCUGGGAAGCGCUGUCAAGGAAGAUAACUGUGGGGUCUGCAAUGGUGAUGGGUCCACCUGCCGUCUGGUUCGAGGCCAGUAUAAGUCCCAGCUCUCAGCAAAUAAACUGGAUGAUACAGUGGUUGCUAUUCCCUAUGGAAGCAGGCAUGUUCGCCUCGUGCUGAAAGGACCUGAUCAUUUAUAUUUGGAAACCAAGACUCUCCAAGGUGUAAAGGGUGAAAACAACCUCAGUUCCACAGGUUCCUUCAUUGUGGACAAUUCUAGCAUCGACUUCCAGACGUUUCCUGACAAGGAGAUACUGAGAAUAUCUGGGCCUCUCACUGCAGACUUCACCGUCAAGAUCCGUUAUGCUGGUGCUGCUGACAGUUCAGUCCAGUUUAUGUUCUAUCAGCCUAUCAUUCACCGAUGGAGGGAAACUGAUUUUUUCCCUUGUUCAGCAUCCUGUGGAGGAGGUUAUCAACUGACUUCUGCUGAAUGCUUUGAUCUGAGAAGCAACCGGAUAGUAGCAGAUCAAUACUGUCACUAUUACCCUGAAAAUAUCAAGCCAAAGCCAAAACUUCAGGAGUGUAAUUUGGAUCCUUGUCCUGCAAGUGAUGGAUACAAGCAGAUCAUGCCCUAUGACCUCUACCAUCCCCUUCCUCGGUGGGAAAGUACACCCUGGACUGCCUGUUCCUCCUCCUGUGGAGGGGGCGUUCAAAGCCGCAGUGUCUCAUGUGUGGAGGAAGACAUUCAAGGGCAUAUUAGCCCUGUGGAAGAAUGGAAAUGCAUGUAUACUCCGAAGAUGCCUGUUGUCCAACCUUGCAAUAUAUUUGACUGCCCAAAGUGGCUUGCUCAGGAGUGGUCACCGUGCACUGUGACCUGUGGGCAAGGGCUCAGAUACCGUGUGGUUCUUUGCAUUGAUCACAGAGGGAUGCAUACAGGAGGCUGUAGCUCUAAAACAAAGCCACACAUAAAAGAAGAAUGCAUUGUACCCACUCCUUGCUACAAACCCAAAGAGAAACUUCCUGUGGAAGCAAAGUUGCCAUGGUACAAACAGGCUCAGGAGCUCGAAGAAGGAGCAGUGGUGUCUGAAGAACCAUCGUUUAUUCCUGAGGCUUGGUCCUCCUGUAGUGUCACCUGUGGAGUGGGCAGCCAGGUGCGGCUUGUGAAAUGUCAAGUGCUCCUGUCUUUCUCUCAGUCUGUCGCUGACUUGCCCAUUGAUGAAUGUGAAGGUCCAAAACCUGUGUCUCAGAGAGCCUGUUACAGUGGCCCUUGCAGUGGAGAGGCAACUGAAUAUACCCCAGAGGAAACUGACCUGCUCUAUGGCAGCUUGCAGGAAUUUGAUGAGCUCUAUGACUGGGAAUAUGAGGGCUUUACAGAGUGCUCAGAGUCCUGUGGAGGAGGUGUCCAGGAGGCUGUGGUGACCUGCCUGAACAAGCAAACCAGGGAGACUGCAGAUGAAACAUUGUGCAUAAUGAGCCGCCGUCCUCCACAGCUGCUGAAAGCCUGUAGCCUGGAUCCCUGUCCCCCAAGAUGGGAGAUUGGGAAAUGGAGCAUCUGCAGUCUUACCUGUGGGGUUGGAUUGCAGACACGAGAUGUCUUCUGUUCUCACCUGUUAUCAAGAGAAACUAAUGAGACCGUGAUCUUGGCAGAUGAAUUGUGCCAUAAACCUAAGCCAUCCCUCGUGCAAGCCUGUAAUCGCUUUGACUGCCCACCCUCCUGGUAUCCUACAGAAUGGCAAGAGUGUUCACAGACAUGUGGAGGUGGUGUCCAGAAGCGAGAUAUGCUUUGCAAGCAGCACCUGGCAGAUGGAAGCUUGUUAGAGCUGACAGAAACUUUCUGCUCCAUGCCAAAGCCAGUUACCCUACAAGCCUGCAAAAAUGAGGACUGUCCCAAUGAGUGGCUUCUCUCUGACUGGUCACAGUGUUCAGUGAGUUGUGGAGAGGGAACCCAGAGUCGAAACGCUAUUUGCAGAAAGAUGCUGAAAACUGGGGGUUCUGUCAUCAUCAAUUCCUCACUGUGCCCACCUUUGCCAUUCUCAUCCUUGAUCAGGCCUUGUGCACUAGCUACCUGUGCAAGGCACAACAGGCCAGCUCAUAAGCAAAGUCCCCAUAUUGUGGCCGUAAAGAAAGUUUACAUCCAGACAAGGAAGCAGAAGAAGCUACACUUUAUUGUGGGUGGGUAUGCCUACCUGCUACCCAAAACCUCCGUUAUUCUCCGAUGCCCCACGAGGAGGUUCCGGAAGUCAAUGAUCACUUGGGAGAAGGACGACAAGAGGCUCAUCAGCUCAGCUCACAUCACUAUUGCACCCUACGGUUACAUGAAAAUCCAUCGUUUGAAGCCUUCGGACACUGGGACAUACACCUGCAUAGCAGGGCCAGUCCGUGAACAUUUUGUAAUUAAACUAAUAGGAAGCAACAAGAAGCUCAUUCCUGGGCAGCCAGCUGUCAUUAGGGAGGAAGAGUCCAUGAGAAAGGCCAGCCUAAAUGAAGCCUUGCGAACACAGGAGAAACAUAUCAAUGGGAUUCUCUUCAAUGGAAGCAAGGCUGAAAAGCGAGGGCACAUUGCUGACCCUAGCAGCUGGUAUGAUGAUAUUGUCUCAAGGCUGCUACAGCACAGGGGUUGGCCAGGGGAAAAUCUGGAGUCCUGGGAAGCCCAGGAGUCCAUGGAGAGAAACGUAUCCUCAGAGGAAGACCAGAGCCGGGAACAUAACCUGCCAUUUGCUAUGGUCACAGAGCAGAAACGCUUAGAUGAUAUCAUAAGGAAUUUGUCUCAGCAACCUGAGGAGCUUAAAGAUAUCUACACUGAGCGGCUUGUUGUACAGCUGGCUCAUGACGUUUUUAGGAGUCACUUGGAGCAUCAGGAAUCUGUCCUCAAAGCAUCAAGGCGAAGAGUUGACUCAACUUCUGUGGAAUACCCUUUCCACAGACGUGUUUCUGGAUUUACUAGCUCCCUGAGGACAUCAUCUGCUGAAGCACUUCUUCCCACCUCCAUGGACAUGACAAACAGCUUGCGCAGACCUCAUCAAAAGCCUGCCAUCCUCCGAAAGAUUUCAGCAGCACAACAGCUUUCUGCUUCAGAGGUUGUCACCCACCUGGGACAGACAGUGGUCCUAGCCAGUGGCACACUGAGCGUGCUGCUUCACUGCGAAGCAGUGGGAAACCCAAAGCCCACCAUCAGCUGGGCUAAGAAUGGAGAGGAGGUGAAAUACAAUGAUAGGAUGCUUCUUCAGCCUGAUGACUCCUUGCAGAUUCUAGCGCCUGUGGAGGCUGAUGUGGGUUUCUAUGCUUGCAAUGCAUCUAAUGCUCUGGGAUCCGACUCUGUGUCCAUUGCUGUCACUCUAGCAGGAAAGCCACUAAUAAAGGCAUCAAGAGCUACUGUGAUCAACACUGAGUUGCCUGAUGUCACUGUUGAUAUUGGAAGCACAGUGAAAACAAUCCAGAGAGCAAAUGUUACCAUUAACUGCCAGGUUGCAGGUGUUCCUGAAGCAGAAGUUACUUGGUUUAAAAAUAAGGUCAAGCUGUCCUCUGCUCACCACCUGCAUGAUGGGUUGCUGCUAAUUGCGAAUGUUUCUCUGGCAGAUCAGGGUUUAUACUCCUGCAAGGCAGCCAAUCUUCGUGGGGAGGUAACUGAAAGCUCCCUGCUGUUUGUUCUUGAGCCUCCACGACCCCUUCCUAACCUAGAAGACUUGACAGCAGUGCUUUUCAGCACUGGGACCAGACCUCCUUCAGUGUUGACCUCUCCUUCAGGAACAAAAAUGGCCAUCAGUCCAGGGAGCUCUGCUCUCAUAGGUUGUGCUGUGGAUGGCCAUCCAACCCCAAACAUCACCUGGCUUUACUCCGGCAAGCCUCUCAGUCUGAGGCAUCACCUCCUGGCAGCAGGACGAGUUCUUCAGAUAUUCAACAUUAGUGAUGCUCCUGAAGGUGAAUUCAGCUGUCUUGCUCAGAAUGAGGCUGGCUCACUGAUACAAAAUACUUCUCUGACAAUUCAAGAAUACCAGUGGUCAGUGGACAAGCUGAUGGCUUGUUCCUCUUCCUGUGGCCACAAAGGGGUGCAGCUGCCCCAGCUCAGGUGCUUACUGGAUGGGACUGAAGUCAACACAUCCCACUGCAAAGAGAAGCCCAAGCCAGCCCUGCAGCCCAUCGCAUGCAACAGGAGAGACUGCCCUUCACGAUGGAUGGUAACAUCAUGGUCUCCAUGCACACGGAGCUGCGGUGGAGGCAUCCAGAUGCGGCGAGUGACAUGUCAGCGGCUGACAGCAAAAGGCAGCUCUGUCCCGAUGUCGAACGAGGCUUGUGUCCAGGUGUCCAAGCGCCCCGUGGACACUCAGAACUGUAACAGGCAACCCUGUGUCGAGUGGGUGGCCUCCUCCUGGGGCCAGUGUAAUGGGCCUUGCAUUGGACCACGACUGGCUGUACAGCACAGGCAGAUACUUUGCCAGACCAAAGAUGGGACUUCUGUGUCAUCUGAUCAAUGCAGUGCCUUACCAAGGCCUUUGAGCACUCAGAACUGCUGGACUGACAUCUGCGGCGUGCACUGGAGGGUCAGCCUGUGGACCGUGUGUACAGCUACCUGCGGAAACUACGGCUUCCAGUCCCGGCGCGUGGACUGCGUGCACAUUCGCACCAACAAGCCUGUGCUGGAGCACUACUGCUCCUGGAGACCACGGCCGGCCAACUGGCAGCGCUGCAACAUCACGCCCUGUGAGAACAUGGAGUGCAGAGACACCACAAGGUACUGCGAGAAAGUGAAGCAACUCAAACUUUGCCAGCUCACCCAGUUCAAAUCACGUUGCUGUGGGACUUGUGGAAAAGCUUGAAGACAAAUGCAAUGAAAAUGGAGGAACAAGGGGAUCACAGCCUUUGCUUCACCGAGGCAAGGACUUUUACAGAAAAUAUAAAUGGAAUGGAUUUUUUUUUUCAUUUUAUUUAUUUAUUUCCCUUUAAAAGAAAAAAGGAAAAAGAAAGGAAAACGAAAACCUUUUAACAAAUUGUUGUUGUAAAGGGACCUGACAAGUUUUCCCUCCUAUAAAUCUGGGAGACAGAAUGCAGCAAAAUAAUCAUGAGGUUAGAUAACAAAAAGUCAAAGAAUCCCAUGCCACCAGCAAAGGGCCUGAGAGGAGUGGGACUGCCCCAAAAUGUAUGUACACACUUGGGGAUACACCAAUGGAUAGAUGGGAAAGCGGAUCAAAACGUAAACCUAGCAUCACAUUGAACCACCACAACAUGAAUCAAAGAAUCAAACAGCUUGACAGAUCAUAGGGUUUGCAGAAAACAAAACAAAACAAAGCAAAAAAAAAAAUCAAAAAAAAAAAAAUACUAAACUAAACAUUCAUCUGUGAAGUAUACAGACCAUUUAUCUUAGACUAGUUUGGGAAUAUAAGCAUAUGAUUUUGCUUUAUAAACCUAUUAUUAGAACCAAGAUUGGAUUCCUUUUUUCCUUUCUAUACCCCUCUCUCCUCCUCCCAGGCCUUCAAAUGAUCUCAGUGGGAGAUAGCUGUUGAUCUUUGAGGAUCCGGAGUCAUGUCUGAGAAAGUUGAACAAUGUUGUGUAAUGUGAAUGAGUCUAGAAGACAUCUGAAAAUGUUCCCAGGGUGUAUUUGUGAGGGAGGAUCGGCACUGGGAGUGUUGCCUUCAGCACAGAGAUGAGGUGGUGAUGUUAGCUAUUAUCUAGGAGAAGGAAAGAAAGUAUGAUCUGCUACUAACAGGCUGUAACACAAACCUGCAAAUGCUGUCCUGUGCAUAACACAGGAAGGAAAAAUAUCAUUUGUGGUAACAAGAGCUGCUUUGAGUACUACGUCCUACUAACACUUCAUAGGAAUAGAUAGGAGUACUAGUUCCCAGAGUUCAGGUUCUUUCAGAGCUGAGGUUUGGGUAAGACAUUUGAGGAAGUGGGUUUUCCUUUCCUGCUAACAUGAAUAUUUUCUCUUCUGACAGCCAAGCCUUUCAGUCAAGUAGUAGAAAAAAUUUCUGAUAUCUUUGGCUUUGUUCCUACUCAGUAGAAACAGAAUAGAUUCAGCAUCAGUCCCAGAGGACUAAUGUCAAUAAAUUUUAAUAAAUUUGCUCCUCUCUGGCUGCCUCCCACAACAAAAUGGGUGCUACAAAGCAGCGUAUUUUUUAAGCCUAACACCCUAAAAAUAUGAUCUAAAAAGUGAACCUCAGACAUCACACAUUAUGUGUCGUCUGUGAGUCUUUCUCCCUAGCCAAUUGCAGUGACUAUUCAUCCAUUGAAGUGCUUCAUCCUUUUAGUUCCUGGGCAAUUCCUGCUCUGCUCUGAAUAGGGCUUUAAAAUUAGAAGGGAUUUGCAAAGCAGGAGGUUUGAGCAUUAUAAAAAUUUAAAGGAGAGCUGUCUGGAUCUGAGGCUUUGACUUGAGACCAUCUCUAAAUCAAAGGUUUGGCUGUGCUUUACCCACAGUGGGGCUCAGGCCUUAUGGUACAUUAAUGAAAGGCUGUUCAAGUACUGCUGUGUUACAGCUUCCAUAAUGUGGAUUUUUCAGCAAAACCAGGAAUCUAAUUCUGAGGUCAGUGUCAGAUUCAUGACAUUAAACUGUCUUCAGUUUGGUUGCUUCAAAACACAUUUGGCAGUGGAUGCUCUCACUAUGAAUGGGUCUUCAAGAAAUAGUGUUGCUAAGCUUCCGUGUAACUUUUUAUUUAAAAAAAGAAGAAUGUCUUUCUAUGUAUGUAAAUGUAUAUCUUUUGUGUAUAUUUAUUAGGAUUUCUUGUAUAAAAAGUGCAAUAUUAAUAAUUGUACAUUAUUUUGUCCAGAUAAAACUAUUUGUGUUUUUUUUUUUUAAAUCUCCCCAGAAUUUUGUUCCUCUAAAAUCAAUGGUAAUACUGUAUUUUUCACUUGCAUUUAAUUGAGGAUCUGCUUCACUGUGCACAGAGUGCUUUAUAAAAUAUGACAUGAGGGAGGGGUGGCAUUUUUAACUUGUGAAAUGAUAGUUAUGCAUGGAAUGAAGGACAAUUCCUUAAUAAUAAUAAUAAUAACAAUAAUAACAGUAAUAAUAAUGUGGUGGAUAUUUCUAGUACAGUAGUUAACAAAAAGCAGCACGGGGAAGUAUUUACAUUUGUUUGAUAGAUAAGUAUAUUCAGAUGAUCACGUGUUGAAUGGUAGCUGUGUAACCGUGCUGAGGGUAAACAAAAAGGAUCAGAUCUGGAGGAGCCACUGUGUCAUCUCUGCACAGUGUGAAUCUAAUUUCACAUGUUUGUUCUGUGAAUUGUGACUUGGCAGCAUCUCAGUAAGAUUUCUGAAUAUUUUACAAACGAACACUUUCCUUUUCUAAAAAGAAAACAAACAAGCAAACUUGUAUUUAUAUAUAUUUUUUGUACAGGUAAUGCAGGAUACUUACUUAACUACUGCUGUCUGAUGUGUUGUUUAUUAAUCUUAAAAAAAAGCCAAUCAAAGUA